Paramisgurnus dabryanus is the source of this 5049-nucleotide messenger RNA. It is a transcript of the gene ccn4a, whose product is annotated as cellular communication network factor 4a. Gene Ontology annotation, biological process: cell adhesion; positive regulation of cell differentiation; signal transduction. Gene Ontology annotation, cellular component: extracellular region; extracellular matrix. Lineage: Eukaryota; Metazoa; Chordata; Actinopteri; Cypriniformes; Cobitidae. The record is from RefSeq and is a predicted model, not a curated record. Gene Ontology annotation, molecular function: integrin binding; heparin binding.
UUUAACUGCAAUGAAUGGACCCUGCUUGCGUAUAGACGAUUUUUAAAUCAUUGUCAGGUUCUGGAUUCAAUGUAUUUAUCGCUCGGAAUCAGUGAUGGUUUGGCUCCUGAUGUGGGUUCUAUUAGUUACCGGCGUACCUCAGAUUCAUUGGGCUUUUGCACAGGAUUCCUCUAAUAUGGUGUACAACCCGGAGCCUGACGCACUGGAGCCCUAUAACCGCACCCAGUACUGCCAUUGGCCCUGUAAAUGCCCCAAAACUCCCCCCACCUGUCCACCAGGUGUUAGCUUGAUCGUGGACGGCUGUGAAUGCUGCAGAGCUUGUGCCAAACAGUGGGGGGAGAUUUGCAAUGAGAAAGACAACUGUGACCAUCAUCGUGGUCUCUAUUGUGAUUACAGUGCUGACAAGCCGAGGUACGAAAAAGGAGUUUGUGCAUUUCUGUCAGGCACAGGCUGCGAGCACAAUGGUGUAAUCUAUCGCAAUGGCCAGAGCUUCCAGCCCAAUUGCAAAUACCAGUGUCUCUGUAUAAAUGGAGCGAUUGGCUGCAUCUCACUGUGUAAUGAGUCUCAGCCUCCCAGAGUGUGGUGUCAGAACCCAAAGCAGGUUAAAAUCCCUGGCCGUUGCUGUGAACUGUGGAUCUGUGAUAAGUCCAGGAGGGGGCGCAAGACUGCACCACGACACACAAUGGCUGCCCUUUCAAGUGGAAAAGGUGACUUGCAUAAAAACUGUGUGAUCCAGUCCAACUCCUGGAGUCCCUGCUCAAAGACCUGCGGCCGUGGACUGUCUACACGCAUUACUAACAAAAACAAGCAGUGUCAGAUUGUGAAAGAAAGCAGACUAUGUAACAUUCGGCCUUGUGAAGUGGACAUCACAAAGCACAUCAAGCCUGGAAAGAAGUGCUUGAACAUCUACAAGGAAGAGCAUCCACACAACUUCACCAUCUCAGGCUGUACCAGUACAAAGUCUUACCAGCCCAAAUACUGUGGAGUCUGUACGGAUGAACGCUGCUGCAUCCCCUAUAAAUCUAAGACUGUGGAGGUUGAGUUUCAUUGCCCUAACAGAACUGGUUUUACCUGGCACGUCAUGUGGAUUAAUGCCUGCUUUUGCAACCUGAGCUGCAGGAACCCUAAUGACAUUUUCACAGACCUAGAAGAGUACUAUGACAAGCGUGAGAUUGUGAACUGAAAGAGAGGCACAUCAUAUUUAUUUGACAAACAUGGAUAAGGUCAUGUCAAUACUUCAAUAGUGAAUCUAUUUUUAACAGAUAUAGAAAGGAGACUGUUCAUCUGGGGGGCUUAUUGUACUUAUUGUCCAUUUACCAUUAAAGGGCACAUAUUAUGCAAAAUCCACUUUUACAAGCAUAAUAAAUGUGUGUUGGUAGUGUCUAACACCCCGAUCCAUCCUUAAUCUCGAACGCGGAAGUAAGUGAUGUGACUUAUUUCGUUUCCGGUAUGUGAUUUCCGGUUCAAUUGCCAGCCGGUAGAAAACAGUGUAGUGGGAGCAUGCAUAAAACAUGAUUUAAACAGUUAUUAUUUACUACACCUGCCAUGUAUGAACCAGUGUGAGGAUGAUAUUAAAGGAGUAGUCCACUUUAAAGAUGGGGUCCAUUGACUUUUUACAGUAGGAAAAAAAAUGGUAAUACUAUGGUAAGUCAAUGGGCCCCAUCUAUAAAGUGGACUAUUCCUUUAAGAAGUGGCUUGAUAUAUGAAGAUAUAUUCAAUCAUUUCAUGUUGUUGAUCAGAGGUGAUGGGGUCUUCAAUGAGCAAAUAUAAAAGCACAGAGACAUACCAGUUUUAAAGUAUUUGCUUUUUCAUUUUAAACAUAACAAAAGUACACGCAAACACAUUACGAACUAUUAUAAACCGUAACUAAGCAGAUUAUGUCGUAUAUAUUCUGUACUAAUCUCAUUUUUGUAAUAAUAUAUAGUAGCAGAAUAAAUAAAUCAGCUAAAUCAGCAUAUUUUUAUCAGCAUAAUAUUAGUUGUUUUUAAACAAUUAUUGUAUUUAUGUCAGUCUUUCUGGAUUUCAUAAUAAACAUUAAACAGCCAGUCAAAAAGGCACACUCGUGUCCUUCGCAAUAGACUACCAUUAGCUUUAGUGGCUUACCGGAAGUCAUAAACAAGAAAGCUCAAAGAUGGCGCCGCCCACAUUUACAUCAAGAAACAGGUGGAAAAGGAAAAAAAUCCAGCAGUGUUAUUAAGCCCGGGAUAAACUACACGAUUUUUGACUGUCCCAUAUGAAAGAUUGCCAUUGUGAAAUAAUCAGCGCGAUUUUUGUGAUCGUUGCACUUCAUCGGUGGUCUAAUAAGAGAGGUUCAAAGAUGGCCGUUUUCCCAGUCUUGCGUCCAAAUAUAGCUUAUAAUAGUUUUCUGACAGUGUCAGAAAUUCAGCAUGAUCAACUCACAGCGUGUUUGCUGCAACGACCUACGUGCUAAUGCUGCGUCCUAAACCGCCUACUUUAUACUAUAUAAUACGCGAAAUGCAGUAGGCGAGGCGAGUAGUAUGUCCGAAUACAUAGUAUUCGAAAAACAGUAUGCGAAAAGUACCCGGAUGACCUACUACUUUUUAGAUUUUGCAGUGUGCAUACGAUGGACACUUCACUAUCCCAUGAUGCCCUGGCAGAGGAGUUAUCCAACGAAGAAGAAGAGGCAUGCGGCAGUUUUCGCACUGGAAUGACAUGACGACGACGUAUGUCACGUGAUGUAGCAACAUGGCGGAUGUAGUACGUCCGAAUCUUAUUCAUACUACCCGGAUUCAUACUAUACAGUACCUACUGUUUUAAUGGCAAGUAAGUAGGUACUUCAUCUUAUGGUGCGUUCCAGGCAGGUUUUUAAACCCAUGAGUUACGACUUCAAAACCACGACUCACGACCCUAUGCGUUCCAGGCAGCCUGUAACUCGUGUUUUUACAACCUUCUACCGGUGAAAGUGCUCUGGAACGGCAGUCAAACCCGUGACUUCCCACCCGUGAACUCGUACUAGAUCGAUGUACUCCCAGUUCAAAGUCGUGAGUCGUGGUUUUGAAGUCGUGAGUUACGGGUUACAGGUUGCCUGGAACGCAGCAUUAUUCAGUACCUACUAUACAGUAUGCGGUUUCGGACGCAGCCAUAGACUGUAAAAAAAGAUGGACGAUGCGACGUCGCCUCCCACCAUUGUAAUGAAUUGAAGCCAAAAAAAGUCAGACCACGGUCGCCGCCAUGUUCCGUAAAAAUUUCAGUUUGGAGCCAAGGCAUGCGCAGAAGGAAUCGUCCGCGAAGCCAGAGGCGGAGCCGCGGUAUCAAACUUCCGCCCAAACGCUUGCGCGACCAAUUCAACCACGCCAAUCAUAACAACACCCCCUGUUUUAAUAGCAUCAAAUUACAAGUUAAAAUGAAACUUACCACAACAAUGAACACUUGAACAUAUAUCAGUGUGAUAACAACUACUUGAAAGGACCAAAACCAUCUUUCAGAAACUUUUAUUGGAAGUGUAAAUAAUUUUUUUAUUUAUAGCAGAGUCCCAUUCGUUUGAAUGGAAAGGGUGGGGUAUAUGACUUGUACUGCAUCCAGCCACCAGGGGGCGAUCAAAGAGCAAGGCUUCACUUUUCAAGGCUUAUGAGGCACACCCGCCUACGUACUGGUAUUUGUUUACCACUAGCGCCUGCUGGUGACGUUUCGCUAACGUGUGACGCAGCCAUCAAAGCCUCCGUGUCGUCAUCGUACAGUCUACAUGCUUGUCAUACCCAAGGUUAAACGCAGUGUGCUAAGGUAAUAAUCUUAUAGGAGUGCAAAAAUCCUGCAUUGUAUUCCGGGCUUUUUUUUCUUUGUUAAUGUGACAUCACACUGAUAAAGCCCCACCAAUUGGACAUGCUAUAACAAAUGAUCUGUGGGGUAUUUUAAGAUGAAACUUGACAGACACAUUCUAGGCACACAUUAGAUAUACAUUACAUCUUGUAAAAAUUGGCAUAAUAUGUGCCCUUUAAAUUUGCUAACUCAUUUUUCUCCUAAGAUAAAUAUAAAAAAAGACAAUGUCCCUUUGACAACUAAACUGUUUUUAUGUUUAAGGAUACUCAAGAAGGAUUUAAGUAAUAGAUAUGUAAAGUGUUAGUUGUUCUUUUUUGUAUCUACAAGCUUAACUUAUGUAAUAUAAAGAUGAAAAUUGUAUUCUGCUAUAUACUGAUGUCAUUAGAUGCUUUUCCAUAGAAAAUAACAUUUAUAAAACACUGUAAAUAUAAGAAUUAUAAUGCAUUUGGUAAAUCUGGUAGAAUGGCACUGAGCCAAUGAAAUAAACCGAAACCAAGAAAGUAGAGUAACCAGCUUUAAUUUUUUCCCCUUUUUAAAAUAAAUACAAACUGUUAUUCAGUUAAAAAUGCAGUGCAUUUGGUUUGUUGUACACAUUUUUACAAAGCAAGACUUACAGAGCAUGUAAGCAUUUGUUUUAGUGUGCGUGGAAGAGCAUGUGAGUUAUUUCAAUUUACGUUCUCCAUCCGAACAAUCCUUUGCUUUAUUCUUUCAAAGCCUUGAGGAAAAAAGCAUCGAGUCCAAGUACAGGAAUCCAUGGCACAUUUGUUCUGUUGUGCUUGAUUGCAUAGAAAUCAUUGUUGUUAUAAACAAACCACAACAAAAAUCAUCUUUCCUGCACAGCCGUUGCAUUCUAAUAUCCUUGUCUACAGAUUGGUUUUGUUGAAUUUAAACUAAUACGAUUAUUUUUCUUCACUUUUUUUGGUUUACCUUUGGUUUAAAAAAAAUCAUAAUUAAAAAGAAAAAAAAAAAUCACUUUUAAGAGCAUCAAUCACUAAGCUACAAAUAUAUAACCCUGGACACCCUCAAAUAGGACAAUGCAAAAUAUAAUCUUAUAAGAUAUAAUACUAUAGUUUAAAUAGUGUAGCAUCAUAAAAUGCACCUUCUCUAUGCUGUGGUCAACCUAUUCCUAGUCCAUUCAUUGAGGUCCAUUUCAACAUAUACAGAAAAUGAAUUAUGCAUGGUAAAAAGUUCAAUAUUAUUAGGAGCCAUUCACAAUCAUUUAAUGAGUGAAACUACAGUCAAAUAAAUGAGAGUGUUAUAAAAGAAAAUAAA